AUGAUUUUCGGGGAUGAUGAUGAUGAUGACCUUGGUGGAUUCACCUAUCGUCCAUUUCAGAUAAGGACUGAAAGUGAAGAUGAAGCCACCGUUACGAAAAGGAAACUUAAGUCACUUCAUGAGAAAAUAGACCAACUCCUUCUUGCCUCCAAGAACAUGGGUGCUAUGUUCAAAACUGAGAAGACAAACUUGGAGAUGAUUCGCACUGGCUUGCAGCAGGAUUAUGUCUCAUUUCAAACAUCCUUCACUUCACAAAUUACAAAGCAUCAUGAUGAUUUGGCGAUGGAAAGUAAGGUUAUGGAUGCUCUUGCCAGGAAAACAGAGAAGGUUAAAGUGUUAGACCUCAAGCUUCAACAAUCUGAGAAAAAGGUCCAGGAUUUUCUAUCUAAGAGGGUAGUUGUGCGAAGCUGCAUUUCUGAUGUCACUGGCUUGCUCUUAGAUAUCAUUCAGACCAGGGAAUCAAUGAUCUUUGUCACUAUUCAAACAAGGGGGAGAAGGUGGAUCUGGAAAGUUGAACCUCCCAAAGUCCCAACAAAUCCCAUUUUCAAGAAAGAACCUAAGGGCAAAGAAAAGUUAAUUAAAGAAGAGCCCAUAAUUGACGAUGACGAAGAUGAAGAGCCUGAUGAAGCUGAACUUAAAAGGUUUCGUGCUUUUGUGAAGGUUGUGAAUGCUCCUUUCACAAAAAGUGGUGCUAAUCAACUGUUGUUCUCCUUCUACUUGAAGCACAUGAAGCCCCAAUAUGAAACUUGGAGUGUGCAUAAAAAACUUGAUGUGAAUGUCAAUGGGACAAUUGAGACUGAAAGCUUCCCCAAUGCAAAGUUCAAAGUAGCGAGAGGUUCGGCUUGUCUAGCCUACGAAUUCACCCUUGCAGACUUGCCCUGUUUGAAUCCCAAUGACUAG
This is a messenger RNA of Lactuca saligna, 900 nucleotides long. The record is from the annotation of a GenBank genome assembly. Lineage: Eukaryota; Viridiplantae; Streptophyta; Magnoliopsida; Asterales; Asteraceae.